Adineta steineri is the source of this 210-nucleotide messenger RNA. The record is from the annotation of a GenBank genome assembly. NCBI's taxonomy places the organism in Eukaryota, Metazoa, Rotifera, Eurotatoria, Adinetida, Adinetidae.
AUGGGUAAUGCAGCACAAAAAAUAAUUCAUGCCCAUGAACUUCUACAAUCAAAUGCUCUACCACUGCGUCAGGGUUACUCAGAUUAUCGAUCACAUUCACAGCCAUUUACUACUACGGAUGCACCAUGGAAUGUAACUCAAUGGAUUGAUCCAUUGGAUCCUCAUCCAAAAAUAACUACAAUGCCUAUUUUAGUCAUCGUUCGUAAAUAA